Thunnus maccoyii (southern bluefin tuna) is the source of this 5988-nucleotide messenger RNA. RefSeq names its product thrombospondin type-1 domain-containing protein 7A (gene thsd7ab). The transcript is spliced from 30 exons. The record is from RefSeq and is a predicted model, not a curated record. Lineage: Eukaryota; Metazoa; Chordata; Actinopteri; Scombriformes; Scombridae. The coding region runs from base 304 to 5028 and encodes 1574 amino acids. Gene Ontology annotation, cellular component: plasma membrane. Gene Ontology annotation, biological process: actin cytoskeleton organization.
GCGGGGCUGGGCGGGGAGAGCGUCCUGGUGUGUGGGUGGUGGCUACACAGUGACAGUGGAGAUUGUGAGGGGGGGAGAAGUUUUGAAACAGCGUGUAAGAUACACAAACAUUACCGGGAGGCAAAUGUUUGUGGAUGCACUGAAAGAAAAACGCCAAGUGGUUCUCAAAGUGGGGUCAAGGGACCCCCUAUAACCCCCUCAAAGACCCUAGGGGGUCCCCAGCAAAAAGGGGUGGAAAAUGACCACAAACCUCCAGGCAAAUCCUGCUAAACUCAGGCUCUGGCAGGUCCAUGGGGAAGAUGUAUGGGCAGCGACUGUGGCCCAGGUGGCAGCCAAAGCCGAGCAGUCUGGUGUGCCCAUGUGGAAGGCUGGACGACACUUCACACCAACUGUGACCAGGGCCAGCGUCCCUCCAACCAGAGAAACUGUUUCCGUGUGUGUGAUUGGCACAAAGACCUUUAUGACUGGAAACUGGGUGCCUGGAAUGAGUGCGUGCCAGUGUCAGCAAGGACCUUUGGGGCCCAACGGCCGUUCCCAUGCAGUGGAGGCGAAGAGGGCAUUCAGACCCGGGAGGUGGACUGCACACUCAAGUCAGACGGUAUUCCAGCAGAGGAUGCCAUCUGUGAAUACUUUGAGCCCAAGCCUCGCCUGGAGCAGGCAUGUUUGAUCCCUUGCCCCCAGGAUUGUGUGGUUUCUGAGUAUUCUCCAUGGACCUCCUGUUCCAAAACGUGUGGAACAGGCCUCCGGAACAGGGUCCGUAGCGUCCUGGUUCCUCCACUUUUUGGAGGCGCUGUCUGCCCCAACCUAACUGAGUUCCAGUCUUGUAAACCUGGGCCUUGCACAGGUCCAGAGGGCAUGUACAGUCUCAGAAUCGGUCCCUGGAGCCCUUGUGCCCUCCCACAGACUCGGCCAGCACGCCAAGCCAAACGCAGGAAAGGUAAAGGUCAGGGCCUCAGAGAGAGAGCAGGAGUCAAAGACCCCGAGACCAGGGAGCUUAUCCAGAAGAAACGGACCAGGAACCGCCUUAACCGGCAAGAGAGUCCAUUCUGGGACAUCCAGGUGGGCUACCAGACUCGGGAGGUGACCUGCAUUCAUAGGAAUGGGAGCGCUGCGGGACGCAUCCUGUGCACACAGAGGGACCUGCCGCUGACCGUCCAAUCCUGUGUCCUCCCCAAGGACUGCCAGGUGACCGAUUGGGCCGAAUGGGGCCCCUGCUCCAAAACGUGCGUGGACCCCGAGUCUCCUAGAGGCAAUCGUACUCGGAACAGACAGGUGCUCCAGUUCCCCGUGGGAGAAGGGGCGGAGUGCCCGCCACUGGAGGAGUUGGAGUCUUGUGAACCUCAGGGUGACGGCGUGCCACCCUGCGCCACUUACACCUGGAGAACCACAGAGUGGAGCGACUGCAGAGUUGACUUGUUGCUAAGCCAACAGGACCGUCGGCGUAGCAACCUUACAGGGCUUUGUGGGGGAGGCCUGCAGACCAGAGAAAUUUAUUGUGUCCAGGCCAACGCGGAGCUUCUUAAAUACCUCAACGACCUCAGAGAAAAGGACAAAGCGGGUCAGACCCAAAGACAGCAGAAGCCUAGUGUCCCCCCUCUCCUCUCCAUCACCUUCCAGAUUACAGCCUCCCGCCCGGUGGAAAACAAGCUGUGUGAGGGUCCCGUCCCCAACAGGUCCCAACUGUGCCAAAUCCCCUGCCCCAUUGACUGCGAGGUGUCGCCGUGGGGGGCCUGGGGGCCGUGUACCUUCGAGAACUGUGACGACCAGGCUGGAAAGAAAGGUUUCAAACUGCGGAAACGACAGAUCACCAACGAGCCGACGGGAGGGCCCGGAAACUGCCCUCACCUGGUGGAGGCGGUGCCGUGCGACGAGCCUAGCUGUUACGACUGGCAACUGGUCAGCCUGGAUCAGUGUGUUCCUAAUGAUGAGAAGACGUGCGGGCCCGGCACGCAGCUCGCACAGGUCCGGUGCAUCAACAGCAACGGAGAGGUGGUGGACAGAAACCUGUGCUCGUCUUCCGCGGCUCCAGAGCCCGUGCCCUGUGAGGUGCCUUGCUCCAGGGACUGUGUGCUCAGUGACUGGACACCUUGGUCCACUUGCUCUCAGACCUGCUCUAGUAAAACCAUCGAGGGCAAGCAGAUGAGGACCCGUUCCAUUCUGGCUUACAACGCCGGGGAAGGUGGCGCCCUGUGUCCAAACAGCAGUGCCCUUCAGGAGGUGCGGAACUGUAACGAACACGCCUGUACAGUGUACCACUGGCAGACAGGGCCUUGGGGGCCUUGUACCGAAGACCCCUCUGCCGUAUCCCUCAACACCUCCAUGGGUGUCCGUGCCAGCGGCGACGGCCAAGGUCCCUGCUCCAUGGGACUGCAGACUCGCAAGGUCAUCUGUGUUCGUGUCAAUGUGGGACAGGUGCCACCAAAGAAGUGUCCAGACGGCCCUCGCCCCAGCACAGUACGGCCGUGUCAGCUGCCCUGCAAGAAAGACUGUAUCGUGACCCCUUUCAGCGACUGGACUCCCUGCCCUGUAACUUGUGACGCAGCUGGUAACGCUGUGAAGAAAAAGCAAUCAAGGAAACGUCUUAUCAUCCAGCUGCCGUCCAACGGAGGACAGGACUGUCCAGAGGUGCUGGAGGAAGAGAAGGACUGUGAGGUCCCCAAAAUCUGUCCAGGUUUCAGGUGGAAAACCCACAAAUGGAGGAAGUGCCAGCUGGUCCCGUGGUUUCUCAGACAGGACAGUGCCGGUGCUCAGGAGACCUGUGGACCAGGACUUCAGACAAGAGCUGUGUCCUGUCGCCAGCUGGAUGGGACGCAAGCCGACAUCAGCGAGUGUCUGAAAUUCGCCAAGACCAUGCCUGCCAUCACUCAGCGCUGUCAGCUCCCCUGCCAGGAUGACUGCCAGCUGACCAACUGGUCCAAGUUCUCGUCCUGCACAGCUGACUGUGUGGGGGUCCGAACUAGAAAGAGGGCAUUGAUAGGGAGGAGCAAGAAGAAAGACAAGUGCAAGAACACACAAAUGUACCCUCUGAGUGAGACCCAGUACUGCCCCUGUGACAAGUAUAACGCCCAGCCAGUGGGGAACUGGUCAGACUGCAUCCUGCCUGAGGGAGGCAGAGCGGAGAGCAUACUAGGGAUGAAAGUCCAGGGAGACAUCAAGGAGUGUGGAGAGGGCUACCGCUACCAGGCCAUGGUGUGUUACGACCAAGACAACAGGCUGGUGGAGACUUCGCGCUGCAACAGUCACGGUUAUAUUGAGGAGGCGUGCAUCAUCCCCUGUCCUUCAGACUGUAAACUCAGUGAAUGGUCUAACUGGUCACGUUGUAGCAAGUCCUGCGGCAGCGGAGUCAAAGUUCGCUCCAAAUGGCUCCGAGAGAAACCUUACAACGGUGGCCGGCCUUGUCCCAAACUGGACCACAUCAACCAGGCCCAGGUCUAUGAGGUGGUGCCGUGUCAGAGCGACUGUAAUCAGUAUGUGUGGGUUGCUGAGCCGUGGAGUGUGUGGAAGGUCAGCAACGUCGACUUAAAAGAGAACUGCGGUGAAGGCGUACAGACCAGAAAAGUCAGGUGCAUGCUCAACACCAUAGACGGCCCAUCAGAGUCUGUGGAGGACUACCUAUGUGACCCGGAGGAGAUGCCCCUGGGAGCCAGAGAGAGCCGGCUGCCUUGCCCCGAGGAUUGCGUCCUCAAUGACUGGGGCACCUGGAGCCGCUGCAGCCUGCCCUGUACCAGAACCAACAAUCGACUGAGGAUGGCGUACACCCUUCGCUCACCCAGCGUUGGAAGAGAGUGUCCAGACACAACCGACAAAGAGCCCUGCAGCCUGAACCUCAACUGUUUCAACUACUUCUACAACAUCACAGACUGGAGUACAUGUCAGCUGAGCCCUAACGCUGUAUGUGGGAGUGGUAUCAAGACCCGGAUGCUCGACUGCGUUCGCAGUGAUGGCAAAUCAGUCGACAUAAAAUUCUGUGAAGAGUUGAAUUUGGAGAAGAAAUGGCAGAUGAACAUCUCCUGCGUGGUCGAGUGUCCCGUCAACUGUCAGCUGUCAGAGUGGUCGGCCUGGUCGGAGUGUUCACAGACCUGCGGGCUAGAGGGUAAGAUGUGGCGUCGGAGGUCGGUGGUUCAGGCCUCUCAGGGUGACGGCCGACCCUGCCCUCCUCAGAUGGAGCAGUGGAAGCCCUGUCCCGUCCGACCCUGCUACCGUUGGCAGUACAGCCCCUGGUCCGAGUGUCGGGUGGAGAGUGUGGUGUGUGGACACGGCAUGCGCUACAGAAAUCUUUCCUGCUUCGUGUCGGACGACACCAGCAAUGGCGAGGGCAGCCUGGUGGACGAGGAGCUGUGCAGCAGCCUGGAGUUGGCUGUUGAUGGAGACAAACAGAUCAGACUGAAGGAGGCCUGCACCCUUCCCUGCCCAGGUGAGUGCUACCUGAUGGAGUGGUCAGACUGGAGCUCGUGUGUCAGCAUCUGCGUCAAAGGGGCCGGCGUGGACUUCGGUUCGGUUCAGGCCCGCUCACGAGCCGUGUUAGCUCAGGAGCCUGAAAAUCUGCAGCUCUGUCCUGACCAGGCGUGGGAGUCUCAGCCCUGCACAGGGGGUGAAUGUUACGAAUACAAAUGGUUCAGCAGUCAAAACUCCACUCGUCCGCUUAUCUGGUGUCAACGCUCAGAUGGACUCAAUGUCACCGGAGGUUGUCCUCCUAUGAACCCUCCAGUGGACAACAGGUCCUGUGACCCUCCCUGUCUCAUGCCGAAGUCUUUCUGUAGUGAGGCUGGAGUCUGCAUGUGCGAGGAGGGCUUCACAGAGGUGUUGUCGCCCACUGGGCAACUGGACCAGUGCGCACCCAUCCCAAUUCUGGAGAUCCCUACAGCGGGAGACAAGAAGGGGGAUGUGAAGACCAGUCGUGCCAUUAACCCCACCCUGCCCACCACCAUCCAGCCCGGACGCACCGGGCGGACCUGGUACCUGCAGCCCUACGGACCAGCAAAAAGCCAAAGAGACCUCAGAGACAGAGGCAACAAAACAACCGACUAAAACCUCUGACUCUCGCCUACGACGGGGACACAGACAUGUAGUCCUCCGGGAGACGCUUCACUGAGCACUUCACCUGUCAUAGAGACCCACUUCAUUACGCCAUUACAGUGAGGGACAUGGAUGUUUGCAGCGUGAAUGGACACGUCACAGAGCGGAGAAAUUAUAGAAAAUCCUCUUAGCACAGAGCAGAUUGGGGUUUAACCAUUUCAAGUAGUGCUCCAUUCACUCCCCCCCCCCUUUGUUUGUUUUUGUUUUUUAUACAUUUUCUUUUGCAAGAGCCUUCGUGACCUCCACCUUGUUCAAUGAAAAUGCCUUUUUUUGUCCCCUACACAUCCGCAUUUGUGUAAAGAAAAGACUUGUUUCAGAUAAAGGGAGGCUGGGUACGGAAGACAGACCAAGCUGCUUCUGAACAAGGCAGCACAAGCACCAACUCUUCCUCCGCGCUUUUCUGCUUGUCCCUAAAAAUGCUGAGUAGCUGGAGGCUUAGGAUGCUCUGACGGUUCGUACGUUGCCAAAAGUCACCGCAGGGAAGAGGAGGAGGGAGAAAAUCUCCAUAAAAAGGUUUGGAUUCCUUUUUUCUCAAUCCUCAACUGGGUUUUGACUCAAAUCUCUUUUACAGUCUUGAACAAAAGGGAGGCAUUUCUUCUCUCUCUUUUUUUUUUUUUCUUUUUUCUUUUUUUUGCUUGAUUCAGAGGCACACAGGCCUGUGUUUGUGGGAUAAACCAAUCUGUAUGAUGCUGAUGGAGGAGUAGCCUGCAAUCAGUUGUUCAUGGAACUACUGCCUGCCUGCCUGCCUGCCUCCACCCUUGCUUUGUUUCAGGCACUACAUUGCACUAUAUUAGUGCAGCAUGAUAUGCACAUGUGACUUCUACCUUCUAUUGCCAUAAAACACUGCCUCUUCCACAGACAAAACCGUAAAGCAGAGGAACAAGCUAAGGUCAACACGAGAACACUCGAAAG